UGCAACGAGAAACCCCUUCAACAGGUAAGAAGAGAUCUCGUGAGCAAGGGAAGUACUCAAGAAGGAUCCUCCUCGGAGAAAGACUCUUAUCUCUCGUAAUGUUAGAUAUCCUAUGGUAUACUAGAUGUAGCUGACUACAAUCACCUCCCCUUGCCAGAGAGGCCAAAGCUCAAAGUGGAAGAAUUUCUUCCACCCUUCUCCAGUCUCGUGAUUUACUAUUGUGGAUGUUCAGGACUUUCAGACAAUGUAGCGCCAACCAGGAGCCAUAUGCCAAAACAGGCGUAAAAAAUGCCAGAGGCAGACAGCCCCAAGAACACUGUCAUUGUCUGAUGAGGAGAAAGACCGGGCCUACAACCUGGCACAGAUGCGCUAGAGGCGAACAUAUCGGACAGAUAAGAGUGUCCGAUGUGGACAUUGCCAGACAUCCUCGAGAGACUACCAAGCUCGAAGCUCCGGCAAGUGGGGAGGAGCCAACCAGGCGCGAGGCGCCAGCCAGACGCGAGGCGCCAGGCAGGCGCGAAUCUCCAGCUAAGGCGCGAGGCGUCAACCAGCUGCGAGGCGCCAGUCAAGCGAAAGGUACCAGACAAGCGCUAGGCUCCAACCAAGAGCAAAGCACCAGCCAGGCGCGAGGUUCCUGCCAGGCUUCAGGCUUCAGACGGGAGAGAUCCUUUUCAAGAAAGCCCUGGUCUUCUUUGAAACAUGGAGAUCUCCUAAGCACUUCAUAAGUGACUUGAUUCCUUCAAACAGCUGAGAAUUAAAAGCGCAGGAAGUGCACGCUUUUGCAAAUUCUUGUUCUUUACAUAACAAUAUGUCAUAUAAGACAUAUUAGCUGUGUUGUACGGUAGAGGCAACUCUGUGUUGACUUCUCAUUACACAAAGGAUGUCAAGUUAACCUACGAGAGAUCCUUCUCUUUUGGUUUAUACGUUUCUGCGGAUACGUUACUGGGAUAAGGAGCCGACACUGAUCCUUAACUUUGAGUUAAAGUUAUUUAACUUAGUGAAAUUAUUGGGGUUUUUGAAAGGAGUGUGGGGAUAACUCUUUUCAAUUUGAGUGCGAACCCUCGUGUUAGGAUCAGGUGAUCGGGAUCGGUGUUGCGCUCCUUAGUUAUGCCAAUAGGCAUAGGUGUAUUGUCAUAUAAGUGGAUUAGCACCCAUUGACAAGUACCUUUUAGGCUCUGCCGAGUAAGUGGAUAAGACCCCAUCGGCAGACCCACAAGAACUCUUGGCCACAGAUCACAUAUUGUUUAAGAUUUUAUAGAAAAUUUAUUUAUUAUUUGCAUAUUAAAGUAGUCCUUUAAACCCCCGUGCCAUACUAAACAAAUUCUAAAAGGAACAUGGGAGUUUAAAGGAUUGCGCAACACCUAGAUGGCUCUGCUGGCUCUUUUACCUGUUUCAGUUCGUCCUCCUCAUCCUUGAUUUUUUAUGGAAGGAUGACGGCCUUUGCAUUUCGCGAUUCUUGGAGGAGGAAAAAAUGUCUACCUCGACCCGCAACGAAGCAGAAAAAGCAGUUCAAGCUCAGGUUCCAACUUGGAACCACUGGAUAACAUUUGAAGAUAACUGGUGAACUCUACUCCCUCGCAAGAGAAUACAUUAUAUAUUGAAGAAUCCUCUACAUUAACUAUGUAACGUUUCUUGCCGACCCACCUGUCUCUGCCUCUUCCGUCGUCGUCUUUGAAGCCAACGUCAUCAACACUUCUAUGGAGUCAAUGGUUGAACCUUUCCUGCCCAAAUCCAUAGGUUUUCAAAAAUUUCCAUGAGUGAAGGUCUUUCCACCACAAGCAAUAGUUUUCUAUUUAUGAUUAGCGAUUGGGAACAGGAUUUCAGCCAUCGGAGUUGUAUCUAUGCCAUUUCGUAAUCUUAACUUUCAUACGAAUAAAUAAUUUUAAAGAAUUUGUGUUUUUAUUUAACUGUGAAAGAAAGCAUUCAAGGUUACGAGCAACUCUUGUGUAAAGCUCUUGGUUUUUCUAUAAAGUUUUUGAAAUGGCGCCCGAACAGGGACUCUGAAGGCUUUAGUCUCCAUAUAGGCGAUGAUAGGGUGGCAUUGCAGGUUGGGUUUUGUGUAUUAAGAGUUUGUCUGAGUUAACGUUGGGGAUAAUUUGAAUUUAUUUAAUUAUUUUUCUGCAAGAAAACAUUUAAUAAUGGAAGAGGAACUAAGGUAUUUAGUAAUGUGCAGGAAGACUGUAAGGUCUCAGGUUACUAAAAUAUUCAAAACUUCAGGUACUUUUAGAAGUUUGAGUGAUGUCGAUAGGUCAACGCUAACUAAUAGGUUGAAAUGUUAUAAGGAAGACUUGCGAAAUUAUGAUAGCAAGAUUUCUUCAAUCAAAUGGUCCUCAUCCAAGGACGAAGCAGAAUUUGAGGCUGAAUUUAGUUCUUGCCAGGAAUAUUUGGACAAAGGUAUUUCAUUGAUAAUUCAGUUAGAAAAUAUACUUCCUUUGUCACCAGCUGAAAUGCAUGAAACCCCCCGUAGCCUCCUUAAGAGUCCAGUAGCUCCUUUGCCUAAAUUUGCUAGCAGUGAUGGCGAAAAUAUAGAAUUGUUUUUCAGACAGUUUGAAGAAACUACAAGUAAAUUUUCGUAUACUGAUUAUGAUAAACUACUUUUGCUAAAGCAGCAAAUUUCUGGUAAGGCUGCUGUUUUAAUAGAAUCAUUAGAGGCAGAUAGGCAAGGUUAUUCACAUGCAAAAGCACUCCUGCAAGCAGCUUUUGCUUCUAUUCCAGUUCAAAAAUUUAAUGUACUGAAACAGUUGGUAAAUAUGAAGUUAGAUGAAAAUUCUGAACCAUUUGAAUACGUUAGUAAUAUUAGGAAAAUACAAGAGGCCGUGAAGACUUUGAACAUUAGUGUUGAUGAUGUUUUACAAUACUUUUUCCUUAAAGGAAUGAAUGAUACUUUUAAGAACAUUAUGAUUCAAGUAGCGGGAAACUCAAAACCUACAACUGUACAAAUUGUGGAAAAUUUCUUUGAAUGUAAUGAACGUUAUUUGAAUGUUUGUUCCGCUAUUAAGCCUAUGGAAGAAGCUUCAGUAGCAAAGAAUAGGUUAAAUCCCAAAAGCUCCAAUUUAGCUAUUAAGGUGGAUGUUGAAAACGUUAAUCCCUUUAUUUCAUGUACUCUUUGUCAAAAUGCAAUUUCUUCUAAGCACCCCAUUAAUAAAUGCACUAGGUAUAUCACCCCAAAAGAAAAAGUAGAUAAAUUAAAAGCUCUUAAUGCUUGCAUUAAAUGUGCAAAUCUAGGACAUUGGGAAAAUUUUUGUAAGUUUAAAUUUAAAAGGAAAUGUAGUAAAUGUUAUGGCUGGCAUUUUUCAUUUCUAUGUUCUUGUGAUUCUGUUAAUCCUUCAGUGAAAGAGACUGUAUCCAAUCCCAUUGAUACCAAACCUAAGCAGAAGCAGCAUAGGGAUACAACAACAAAGAAAACUACUCAAAGUAAUGUAAUUUCUCCAGGUGCCUCACUCCAAAGUAAUGGUGGUAUAGACUCUUUGUUGCCUACCUUUUCAUGUCUCAUUGGAAAUACGAAGGUAAGAGGGUUAAUGGACUCUGGUAGUCAAGCCAACUUUAUAUCGGAAAGGGCUCUGGAGGGACAGCUUUACAGAAUUGUUAAGGAUAAACUGCAGGUUACUGUUAAUGGAUUUAAUGGCCCAAGGAAGUAUAAUUCUAAAUUAGUAGAAGUUAAGAUAAAGUUUGGACACGACACAUAUGACAUAGAAGCUAUUUGUGUUCCCGAAAUUAACUUGAAUUUGAAAUUACCUUAAGUUUAAUUGUACAGUCCUUUACAGAAAGAGGGUAUGAACUUUUUGAUAAUUUUCUAAGGACGGGUAGUGACUCUAUUUCUAACAUAGAUUUUAUUCUUGGUUCCAAUUCCUUAUAUUGCAUUAUGAUAAACUCUGUUGUAUAUGGUAGAGAUACUCCUUCCAUGUAUUAUGAAACAAAAUAUGGAGUUUUAUUAACAGGAAACUUAAAGUGUGUGCUUGCUAAUCUAAAGUAUUUAUCUAAUUCCAUAGUAGCUUCGCAUUUGUCACUUCCUCAGGAACAAAUUAAUGAAGAAAGUUUUAAUGUAUUGGAAAGUCUUUUUCCCAUGACUUCUUUCUUUAGGUCUAAUGUAAUAACCUUUGAAAACCUUAAAGAGGAAAACUUUAAAAUUUUUGACCAAAUUGGUGUAGUUAAUGAUAAGGAAUUAGAAAGAGCUGCUUCUCAAAUACUUGAACAAGAUUCUUAUCAUUUUCAUGAAAGUGUAGUACUAGAUGAGGAAACUACUGAAGUAAAUCGGAAGUUAGUGAAGUUUUUACUUAGGAACACUCGUAGGAAUGAAGAUGGUAGAUUAGUAAUGCCAUUGUUAUGGAAUGGUAGAGUUUCGCAUUUAUUAGGAAAAAAUGUUAACUUGUCUAAGAAAAUAUUGGAAGCUACACACAAGAAACUGUCCAAAC
This is a messenger RNA of Macrobrachium nipponense, 4412 nucleotides long. RefSeq lists its product as uncharacterized. The transcript is spliced from 2 exons. Lineage: Eukaryota; Metazoa; Arthropoda; Malacostraca; Decapoda; Palaemonidae. The record is from RefSeq and is a predicted model, not a curated record. The coding region runs from base 2139 to 3740 and encodes 533 amino acids.